AUGGGCAAUAAAGUAGAAAAUGUUGGCAUCCUGGCCAUGGAAUUAUAUGUUCCUUCACAAUAUGUUGAUCAAGUUGAACUCGAAAAAUUCGAUGAAGUGGCCGCUGGAAAAUAUACCAUAGGGUUGGGACAAAGUAAAAUGGGAUUUUGUUCUGAUCGAGAGGAUAUCAAUUCUUUGUGUCUCACCGCUUUGCAUAACCUUAUUCAGAAAAAUAAUAUAAACCUUCAUGAUAUUGGAAGACUGGAAGUUGGGACAGAGACUAUUAUUGAUAAAAGCAAGAGUGUAAAAACUUUUCUCAUGACAUUAUUUGCAAAAGAAGGCGCAACAGAUAUAGAAGGUAUUGACACUACAAAUGCAUGUUAUGGUGGAACUGCUGCGCUCUUCAAUGCUAUAAACUGGGUAGAAUCUUCUUCAUGGGAUGGCAGAAAAGCUAUAGUGGUUGCAGGUGAUAUUGCAGUGUAUGGAAAGGGUCCUGCUAGGCCCACUGGGGGUGCAGGUGCAGUAGCUAUGCUAAUAGGGCCAGAUGCACCAUUGGUUUUUGAUUGUGGAGUCCGUGCUUCUUACAUGACUCAUGCAUAUGAUUUUUACAAACCAGAUUUAGCAUCUGAAUUUCCUUAUGUUGAUGGAAAAUUAUCAAUUCAUUGCUAUCUCAGUGCUUUGGAUAAUUGUUAUAAUUUAUUCUGCAAGAAAAUGAGAAAUAAAGACCCCACUUUUAAGGGCUUAUUAAGCUUAGAUGGUAUGUUAUUCCAUUCUCCAUAUUGCAAAUUAGUUCAAAAGUCAUUGGCUCGAGUGUGUUUCAAUGACUUUUUAAAUGCAGAAGAAAGUGAGAGAGAAAAGCAAUUCCCUGGACUGUCACAGUUUAGUACUUACCAAAGAGAAAAUACUUAUUUUGAUAGAGACGUAGAGAAAGCAUUUAUGACAUACAGCAAGGAUCUUUUUGAAGAGAAAACAAAACCAUCACUUUAUAUAGCUCGCAAUGUAGGAAAUAUGUACACAUCGUCCUUAUAUGGUGGACUCGUAUCAUACUUAGUAAGUAAAUCUGCAGACCAGCUGAUUGGUAAAAAAUUUGCCUUAUUCUCAUAUGGUUCUGGCUUAGCUUCAACAAUGUACUCUAUUAAUAUCUGCAAUGACAUGAGUGCUGGCUCUAAACUAGAAAAACUAAUUAACUCAUUACAUGAAAGUGUAGAAAUGUUAAACAGAAGGAUAAGUGUGGAGCCUCAGACUUUCUCUGAUUUAAUGCAAGUUCGAACCGAAAACUACCAUACAGCUCCUUACGAGCCAUCAGGCUCAAUAGAUGUUUUAUUCCCCGGUACAUACUACCUCAACAAAAUAGAUGACCAAAGAAGACGCACAUAUGAUAGAAAACAA
Molecule: messenger RNA, 1368 nt
Organism: Brenthis ino (lesser marbled fritillary)
Lineage: Eukaryota; Metazoa; Arthropoda; Insecta; Lepidoptera; Nymphalidae
Source: the annotation of a GenBank genome assembly